AAUUACAAGCAAAAAUCGUCUUCGUCUUUGACGCCAUGAUUUAUCAUUCUGUACACAUCCUAGGCCCACCCAAGACAACUCUCAGCCAUGACUUGGAAGCUGUGGAUGGUGCCACUCGCCUACCUUCUGGCCUCCUCGGAGGGCUCCUUCGACGAAUGCGACUUCAUGCUCGAAGACGAUAUUCCAUUCACGCUAGCCUGCAAAGGCGAUUACAGCUCCGAUAUGAAGUUGAACUACCGAGACGUUUGGGUCAAGGCCGGCGUGCCCUACUGGCUUUGGUGGAGGAAGCAGGCAGGUCGGGAGAUGCUGGUCUCCUUCUACAAGUCCCGCAUAUCCCCCUGCAAGAACGUUACCCUGAGCCUGAACUGUCUUCACUGCUCGCACUCCGUUGAUCCUGGCCUCCACAUCCGCCCGGAGAGCAUCCACUGCUUCGGGUUCUCCUUCUCCUAUGUACGGGAGCUGAUGAAACACUGUGGCCUGUCGCCCAGAACGAAGAUUGAUCAUGUAGCCAUUCAUUAUGCGAGGCUAGUUCCCAAUCGGGAUAUCCCUGGGCAGGCUACCCGAACGCGCCCUUGGAUCCUGCGGCUCUGGGACCUUUGGAGGAGAGUGUGGUAA
This is a messenger RNA of Drosophila eugracilis, 615 nucleotides long. RefSeq lists its product as uncharacterized. Lineage: Eukaryota; Metazoa; Arthropoda; Insecta; Diptera; Drosophilidae. The transcript has a single exon. The record is from RefSeq and is a predicted model, not a curated record. The coding region runs from base 88 to 615 and encodes 175 amino acids.